AUGCCCCACUCACUCCAGGCUUUCGAGAAUGCCUCCACCAGCGUGGCUGCCUCGCAGAUGCGCAAUGCCCUGAACGCCCUCUCCGACUCCGUCACUGAGCCCGCCGACAAGAAGCGCUUCGAGACCGAGAUGGACAACUUCUUCGCCCUCUUCCGUCGUUUCCUCAAUGACAAGGCCAAGGGUAACGCUGUCAACUGGGACCGCAUCGCUCCUCCCCAGCCCUCGCAGGUCGUCGGCUACGACGAGCUCGGUGCUGAUGCCUCCGUUGAGUUCCUGAACAAGCUGGCUGUCGUCAAGCUGAACGGUGGUCUCGGUACCUCCAUGGGUUGCGUCGGCCCCAAGUCCGUCAUCGAGGUCCGUGAGGGCAUGUCUUUCCUCGACCUGUCGGUCCGCCAGAUUGAGCACCUCAACCGCACCUUCAACGUCAACGUCCCCUUCGUCCUCAUGAACUCCUUCAACACCGACCAGGACACCCAGUCCAUUAUCAAGAAGUACGAGGGCCACAACGUCGAUAUCAUUACCUUCAACCAGUCCCGCUAUCCCCGUAUCAUCAAGGACUCCCUCCUCCCCGCCCCCAAGAGCUUCGAUGCUCCCCUCCAAGACUGGUACCCUCCCGGUCACGGUGACGUCUACGAGUCCCUCUACAACUCCGGCACUCUCGACAAGCUGAUCGAGCGCGGCAUUGAGUACAUCUUCCUGUCCAACGCCGAUAACCUCGGCGCCGUCGUCGAUCUCCGCAUCCUGCAGCACAUGGUUGACUCCAAGGCGGAGUACAUCAUGGAGUUGACCGACAAGACCAAGGCCGAUGUCAAGGGUGGUACCAUCAUUGACCAGGACGGCAAGGUCCGCCUGCUGGAGAUCGCCCAGGUCCCCAAGGAGCACGUCAACGAGUUCAAGUCCAUCAAGAAGUUCAAGUACUUCAACACCAACAACAUCUGGAUGAACGUCCAGGCCAUCAAGCGCGUUGUCGAGGAGAACGAGCUGGAGAUGGAGAUCAUCGCCAACGAGAAGUCCAUCCCCGCCGAUAAGAAGGGUGAAGCCGACCAGGCCAUCUACCAGCUGGAGACCGCCGUCGGUGCCGCCAUCCGCCACUUCAAGAACGCCCACGGUGUCAACGUGCCCCGUCGCCGCUUCUUGCCCGUCAAGACCUGCUCCGACCUGAUGGUCGUCAAGUCCGACCUGUACCGCCUCGAGCACGGCCAGCUCGUCAUGGACCCCAACCGCUUCGGCGGUGUUCCCGUCAUCAAGCUUGGCUCUGACUUCAAGAAGGUCUCCGACUUCCAGAAGCGCAUUGGCAGUAUCCCCCGCAUCGUCGAGCUGGACCACCUGACCAUCACCGGUGCCGUCAACCUGGGCCGCAACGUCACUCUCAAGGGCACAGUGAUCAUCGUCGCCACCGAGGGCAGCACUAUUGAUAUCCCCCCUGGAUCCGUCCUGGAGAACUGCGUUGUGCAGGGUUCCCUCCGUAUUCUGGAGCACUAG
Messenger RNA from Penicillium waksmanii, 1482 nucleotides. It is a transcript of the gene ugp1, whose product is annotated as UTP glucose-1-phosphate uridylyltransferase. Gene Ontology annotation, molecular function: UTP:glucose-1-phosphate uridylyltransferase activity. Gene Ontology annotation, biological process: UDP-alpha-D-glucose metabolic process; glycogen metabolic process. Gene Ontology annotation, cellular component: cytoplasm. Lineage: Eukaryota; Fungi; Ascomycota; Eurotiomycetes; Eurotiales; Aspergillaceae. The transcript has a single exon. The record is from RefSeq and is a predicted model, not a curated record. The coding region runs from base 1 to 1482 and encodes 493 amino acids.